CCCGGACCGACUCUGAAAAGGUCGUGUGAAAUAUUUUACCACGGCUGUUCUGUCAAAGUCUCCGCGUUUGACUUGGCAAGAACGGUGAACAGCACGACCGCGCUUCCUGAGACCGUACCCUUUACUAUUAUCCUAAUUCUGGACCUAUCUCAACAUGCCACUCUACCAAAUGUUCUGCAUUGCCAGUCAUUUUAGGGAAUACAAACACAUAAAAGACCUGGUGACUAUGUCCGCCACGCAUGUAAUGAAUGAAGGCGGUGUGGUGCGAAAUAUCCAGUACAAUGGAACACAGACGCUUCCCGAACGAAUGCGGCGCCAUAAGCAGUAUUACACCGUUGGAGAUUAUUGGACGAUGCAUUUUGACACUUCACCUCGUACGCUACGCACAUUGGCUGGAAUGAUGCGUCGAGAUCAUCGCGUCAUAAGAUGGACAAUGUUGAAGUUGGGCGAGAAGGCGGAAGAUGUGGUCACUUCACCUGAGCAGACGGUGGACCGCCGUUUACCAACAUCAUCGAGCAAAACCGGCUCUUAUUGGUCCUCGUGACGCGUUUCUGAUAUCUUACUCGCUUUCCGGUCUAGAACAUCUUGUAGAGUCGACUUCGUGUUUAUUGAAAAAGACUCUAACCCAGCCAA
Molecule: messenger RNA, 633 nt
Organism: Suillus clintonianus
Lineage: Eukaryota; Fungi; Basidiomycota; Agaricomycetes; Boletales; Suillaceae
Exons: 3
Coding region: 155-544 (129 amino acids)
Biological process (GO): translation
Cellular component (GO): ribosome; mitochondrial small ribosomal subunit
Molecular function (GO): structural constituent of ribosome; small ribosomal subunit rRNA binding
Source: RefSeq, a predicted model, not a curated record